UCAGAGGCGGUCCGGGUGACUUGAACGCACCACAGCUGUAGCAGGAAAGAACACAGGAGACACACAGAGACAAUUUUGGCUCUGGGUGUGAUGGCUCGUCUUCCUCGUCUCCUCCUCUUCCUCCUCUUCCUAUGUAACCUCCACCUGACCUUCGCCUUCAGGAUCUGUGCUUUUAAUGCUCACAGUUUCGGAGAGUCCAAGUCCAAAAAUGGACAGGUCAUGAAGACUCUAGUACAGAUCGUGUCUCGCUGUGACGUGUGUUUGCUGCAGGAGGUGAGGGACAGUAAAAAGAAGGCUGUGCCCGCUCUGCUCAACCAGCUCAACAGAGGCAGAGGAGCAGAGUACGACUGUGUGGUCAGUGAGAGGCUGGGCCGUACUGAAGCCUACCAGGAGCAAUACGCCUUUUUCUACAAGAUCAGCUCGGCGUCCGUCACAGGGGAGUACCAGUAUCCUGACAAUCGCCCCGGAGACAAAGACGCCUUCGCCCGAGAACCAUUUGUCGUCCGGUUCAGUGCCCCAAAAACAGCUAUAAAGGAGUUUGUGCUGAUCCCGCAGCACACGGCUCCAACCAACACCACCAAAGAACUGGAUGCUCUCUAUGACGUUCUGCAGGACGUCAAGAGGAUGUGGAGAACAGAGAAUGUGAUGCUCCUGGGCGACUUCAACGCAGACUGUGGAUAUCUCGCCAAAAAGAACCGGGACAAAGUUCGAAUCAUUACAGACCCAAACCUGAAAUGGCUCAUCCCAGAGGGGUCAGACACUACAGUGAGACAGAGCACCUCCUGCGCCUAUGACAGGAUCGUGGUGAAUGGGAAGAAGCUGUUGGACUCAGUGGUGCCCUCUUCUGCCAAAGCCUUUAACUUCCAGCAGGAGUUCAGCCUGUCAGAGGAAGAGGCCCUGGACGUGAGUGACCAUUACCCAGUGGAGGUGCUGCUGAGGUCAGGAGACUUAAGGGGUCAGAAUCUGUCAGGAGCCACCAGUCUGUCCUGCUCCCUGGUCCUGGUGCUGCUCUCCUUCCUGCUCCCACACAGCUGACCACUUGGGCUAGUACAGCGCUGACCACACCCACAAGCAUAGACUGUAUAUAUAAAUGGACAUGGGUAGCCGUCACUCCCUGCAAAACCAGUGGUGCAGGCGGGAAAGGGCUUUAGCGACAACAGCCUCGCUCCAGAUUGGCUCUUUGGUCACUAAUUUUCUUGUCGUCGAUAUUCCAAAUGUGGAAUACAUUCACCUAUAACUGCUCUAACCUCGAUGAGCUUCAUUUCACACUCAUUUAGUCCACUUCUAUAUACUGUCUAUGCCCAUAACAUACAAUGGUCCAGCACUGACCACAUCCAUUACAAAGUGAAUCUUAACAUACCUCUGACCAGUCUGAAAGUCCAGAGUAAGUAGCCAAACACAUGGACUGUGAACACACUCAGGUCUAUGAGAUGAAGGCUGCACUGCAAAACUAACUGUUUCUGUCAACUGGGCUAACGUUGUGGAGUGAUAUAUUGAACUGCACUGUUCUGAAUCAUGUUGUUUGUUUUUGUAAAGUGAGACGUCUUUAGUGUUAUAUUUUUUAGUAAAGGCAGCAGUGGUGGUUUAUUUUAGCCUUGUUCCUCCAGCUCUAGUGGCUCUAAAGCUGGGUGAACGUUUUGCUCUAGUGACUUAUUGAGAUGUCAGAGUUCUACAGAGGGUCAAAAUAACACUCCCCCCCUUUUUGUUAUUUUGCCAUUGUGUCCGCAAAAUCAAGAUAUGAACAUUAAUAACAGACGAAUCAGGCGCCUUGCUUCCCCGUGGUCGCUCCAGCUAGCAUUAACAACAGGUUUGAUUGACAGCACCCACUCUGUGCUAAAGCAGCAGUGCGGGUGGGAAGGGGCGUUACCUUCAACAGCCUCACUCCAGAUUGGCUCUUUGGUUGCUAUGAUACUCACAGACAGAAUUUCUAAUAUGCAACUUUAAAAUUAGCCCCUAUAACUGCUCUUGCCUCGAUGAGUUUCAUUGGACUGGAGCCGAACACUCUGGGUGACACACACUUAGUCCACUUCUUCAUACAGUCUAUAGUUAUAAUAUAGAAAAUUCAAAAAAGGUUUAGCAUGCCUCCUCUUGCCUCCUCAUCUGUUUGGCGCAGAUUUGCAGCCAUGUCUGUGCCCGUCAGACCCAGGGCAGAAGAGACGUUUGUGGUCGUAGUUUGUUAAACUGUAUCAGGCUGUUUCUGGUGGUCUCGGUUAAUCAGUAAAAAAAAAAAGAUAUCAGAACUAGGGAUGGGACGAUAUUAAAAUUUAGACUUGUGAUAAUUUUGACCAAAAUAAUUACGAUUAAUGUACAUACAAAUACAUCCAAACUAACACAAACUACAUUCAUUCAUUAGUUUAUUUCACUUGGUAUGUUACUUGCGAUGGAUAUUGUCAGCUCAAGUUUGGCAAACAAUGCAGGAUGGUUGUCUAGCAAAUGUGCAUGCAAGUUGCUGGUGUUUGCUCUUGGAGCUUUUUUUCGGCAGGCUCUGCAGAUUGGUGUCUCAUCUUGUUGGUCUUGUUUUUCAAAGCCAUAAUAAUUCGACACAUCUUCUUUAAUGAAGGAGAUAAAUGUGUGGCAUCAUCCAGAUACAGAUCCACUGCCUGCCCACUGUCCAUGACGGUCACUGACGGUGAAGAACCAUCCCCAAUUCAGAAUAGGCAGUGAAGCUAACAAGUUUCAUUGCUAUGAUAGCGGGCCCCCUUGUGGACAAACACCAGAACUAACAUCUAAAAACUGUAUUAAAACUGGAAACGUGAGGCAGUCUGGUGCUGUAAAGGCGAUUAUAAUUGUGUGGGAUGAUCACGAUUAUUAAAAAAAUGCCACAAACAAUUAAUUGCGGACCUUUUUGAUUGUCAUUAGCGAUAUUAUCGUAUAUCGUCCCAUCACUAAUCAGAACAAUACUUAGAUUCUCAUAUUUUGUAUUGUGGUGGUCAGAUGUAUGUUUUUGUAAAAUAUAAAUUAAUUAGAAUAGAACAGUGGUAGAAGAAGUUCUCAGUUUUGUUACUUAAGUGAAAGUACAGAUACUAGAGCAAAGAAUACUCAAAUAAAAGUAUCACAUAAAAAAUACUUGAGUAAAAGAUUUUAAAAAAUGCACUAAAACAGUUAAAAGUAAAAGUACUUCAUACAUAUUUUGAGGUCUUAUGAAACUUUAAAUAUAGUCAUUUUGAUAAAGAUUUGUGCUGAAUUUUAUUCAUCAGAAUCAGUUCAGUCUGUCUGUUUGUAUUAGUAUAUUUUUGUUGCUCAUAUUAUGAAAAUGUUAAAAAUAAACCCUCAGCCUUUUCAGCAACCUCGUCUCACACACCACUCUGCAUAUGUCUCUGUAUUUCAAAUCUUUCUAAGUUCACCAAACAUGUUUUAUACAAAUUAUUUUUAUAGAGAAUAUAAAAAGCAGAAUAUAAAAAUAUGCUGUUAAAAUGAUAAAUGUGCCAAAAAUGAAACUCGUGCAUGAAUGUAAAUAUGCUGCACACAUUUUGUUGAGUUAUUCAUGUCUAACUAAAUGUGAUCAAAUGUAAUUAUUAUUUUUAUGUUGUUUUAAAUUAAAAAUAAUGAUACCACAGAUU
Messenger RNA from Periophthalmus magnuspinnatus, 3560 nucleotides. It is a transcript of the gene dnase1l1, whose product is annotated as deoxyribonuclease I-like 1. Lineage: Eukaryota; Metazoa; Chordata; Actinopteri; Gobiiformes; Gobiidae. Gene Ontology annotation, biological process: DNA catabolic process. The transcript is spliced from 9 exons. The coding region runs from base 91 to 1035 and encodes 314 amino acids. Gene Ontology annotation, cellular component: nucleus. The record is from RefSeq and is a predicted model, not a curated record. Gene Ontology annotation, molecular function: DNA nuclease activity.